Hemicordylus capensis (graceful crag lizard) is the source of this 2471-nucleotide messenger RNA. Its product is annotated as bleomycin hydrolase-like. The transcript is spliced from 12 exons. Gene Ontology annotation, molecular function: cysteine-type aminopeptidase activity. Bases 316 to 1686 code for a protein of 456 amino acids. NCBI's taxonomy places the organism in Eukaryota, Metazoa, Chordata, Lepidosauria, Squamata, Cordylidae. The record is from RefSeq and is a predicted model, not a curated record. Gene Ontology annotation, biological process: proteolysis; L-homocysteine catabolic process; response to toxic substance. Gene Ontology annotation, cellular component: cytoplasm.
GGAAAAGGAAAGGCGUUGAGAGACACAACGCAGCUCGCUCGCUGCCUUUCGCGGCUGAGCCCAUCCGCGGCGCGGCGGCUUAAUAAGAAGCCCCUCCCUUCCAGGAAAAGCCCGAGACGCGAGGGGAAGGAGAGAAGGCGAAGGGCCACAGGCGUGAACUAGUUUGUCCCGCUCGGCUGGCCGUGGUGGCGGAGGACUUCCAGCAUCCGAGGCUAUAAGAGCCGCUUCCGGUGCUGGCGCCCGGCUCUGUCGCUGCCGUGGCCGAAGGACCCACCAUGAGCGACCCAGGUGGAGGAGGAGGGGGCGCGCGUUGCCAUGGGGACGGCGAAAGGGUUGUGCCUGAAAAGAUCCAGUGUGUUUGCCAAAACACUGAGAGAGGAUCCCCGAUACGUACUGGCCCAAAAUGUGGCCACUUGUGCUGAUCCUCUGGAGGUGUGCCUCCAGCGGGAGGUGGUGCAGGACACGCUCCAGGUCUUCCAGCAUGCGAUCCCUGCCGAGGGCAAGCCGGUCACCAACCAGAAGAGCUCAGGGCGGUGCUGGAUCUUCUCCUGCCUGAACGUGAUCCGCCUUCCCUUCAUGAAAAAGUUCAACAUUGAGGAGUUUGAGUUCAGCCAGUCGUACCUCUUCUUCUGGGACAAGGUGGAGCGCUGCUACUAUUUCUUGCAUGCCUUUGUGGAGACGGCUCAGAAGAAGGAGCCCGUGGAGGGGAGGCUCCUGCAGUUCCUGCUGGCCAACCCCUGCAAUGAUGGCGGGCAGUGGGACAUGCUUGUCAACAUAAUUGAAAAAUACGGGCUUGUGCCCAAGAAGCUUUUCCCAGAGUCGCACACCACAGAGGCCUCCAGGCGGAUGAAUGACAUUCUGAACCAUAAGAUGCGCGAAUAUUGUGUCCGGUUGAGAAAUAUGGUGGAGACGGGAUGCAACAAGGAAGAGAUCGGCACAGCGCUGGACACCAUGAUCGAAGAGGUGUUCAGAAUAGUCACCAUCUGCCUAGGAAGCCCGCCGGAGACCUUCUCCUGGGAAUACUACGACAAGGAGAAGAACUACCACAAGAUCGGGCCUGUCUCCCCGCAGGAAUUCUACAAGGAACACGUCAAGCCCAUCUUUGACUUGGAAAGCAAGGUCUGCCUGGUCAACGACCCUCGGCCACAGAACCAGUACAGCCGGCUCUACACCGUGGAGUACCUGAGCAACAUGCUGGGGGGACGGAAGACGCUGUAUAACAACCAGCCCAUCGAGCUGCUGAAGAAGAUGGCGGCGUGUUCCAUCCGGGACGGAGAGGCAGUGUGGUUCGGCUGUGACGUUGGGAAGCACUUCAACAGCAAGCUAGGCAUCAAUGACAUGAACAUCUUUAAUCACAAGCUGGUAUUUGGAGUGUCGGUCAAGAAUAUGAACAAGGAGGAGCGGCUGAUCUUUGGGGACUCCAUGAUGACCCAUGCCAUGGUCCUUACUGCCUUCACGGAGAAGGGGGAUCAGGAAGGUUGCUUUGAAAAGUGGCGUGUGGAGAACUCCUGGGGAGAAGACCGCGGGAAUAAAGGUUACCUCCUCAUGACGGACGACUGGUUCUCGGAGUACGUCUACGAAGUGGUGGUGGACAAGAAGCACGUGCCGGAGGACGUCCUGGCAGUGAUGCAGCAAGACCCGAUCGUCCUGCCGGCCUGGGACCCCAUGGGCGCUCUGGCCAAGUGAACUGCCUGGGGGGAGUUGGAGGCCAUUUCCUUCCGGCCCGCCCUGCAGCCAGUGUGGCAGGGCCUCCGGAGGCCGGGAGCUGCAGCCAACGCAGCCCCAUGGCCGGGCUCACGGCUUGAGGGGUUGCCAGGAUUCCAAAAUGGUAUGCUGUGGAUCUUUCUUGGAAAUUGUGCUUCUCCAUUGAUGGGGCUGCUCUGAAGCCUUAGGUUGACGUGUGCUUUCCAGUGUCAUAGGAUUCUUCUUUUUAAAACCCUUUUUACAUUCUUUUACCAAUGCACUCGAUGUUUUUAAACCCCUUCCGAAGUGAUUCUUUUGAGCAAACUUUGUGUAGAAAAGGCAGGCAUGGGGUGGGUUGAACAACAGGAUUUUGUGCUUUAUUUCUGUCCCACAAAGACCACCCCAUUGAGCAGAAUUACUCUUUGGUGGUGGCUGUCAACUGCUUGAGGGGCUUCUCUGUGGAGUGAGGGGGAAUCUGAGGAUGUGGUCUGUUUCCUUUCCAUGAGCUUCCAUCUACCUGUCUUUGCCUACGAUGGUGCAAUCAGAAUGCUCUGCCUGGAAAUGUGGUACGCCAGAAUUUAAAGCCCGUGCAAUCUCUCCCCUCCCCCGGGGAUCUCGGCAGAACAAUGGCACAGCUUCUCAAGCUGAAUUCAGGACCGUAGGCUCCCAAGCGAAAUGGGCUUUUUUUUUUUUUUUUUUAAAGAGGAAACGACUGCAUUUUAUUUGAACGCCGCUCACAACUAGAUGGUGCUAUGAAGCGUUUAAAUAAAAACACCUUGCUGAAUGAA